AUGAUAUUCUCACUGCUGUAUUUACUCGCGCAAUUUGUGAUUCUCGUCGAUGCACAGAAUAAUUUCCAUCCGGAUUGCGCCGAUCCACACAACAAGGAGAUCUCUUGCUCGGUGCAUGUUGUGAGUUGUGAAGAGGAGUUAUUACUACCGGUGAAUGAUGGAGAUGAACCACCAGAAGCACACGACGUAAGAGUGGAACCAUUUGCGAGAGCGACGAAGCACAAACAUCAAUUACAUGUCGACAUUUCAUGGCAAAUGCCACCAAGCAAUAAUUCUUUCCGAAUUCGAGCCUUUGAAUUGGAAGUUGAAAGUGGUGAUGGAGGGGAAAAUCGAUGUUUUCUCUUUAAUGUCUCGAAUUUUGGAUGGACUGAGGAUUCGGCAUCGCCUCGAUUCCAUUUUUCAUCUGAAAGCCUUUUCGAAUUUUCUCACGUUUACUCGAUCCAUCUUCGAUCUCUUCCAAUGAGUAAAAAUAAGAAAUCUCAAGUCUCUCGCAAUGCAACAAUGCCCUCAAAUCCUGAUUUGGAGCAAGAUGAUCGGACAAAUAUUACAGCUUGGUGCAAAAAGCAUUCUGACCCACAAGCAUCAAAAUGGACAGCCGCUUUUCGGAGAAUAUUUCUGCAUUCACUUGCAAGAACAAUCCAGGUGGAAUUCGUUGGCGCACCUCAACAAUAUUGCUUCGAAGCGUAUGAAGUGAGAUUGAAAGAUGAAUCGGGAAUGGAGCUGGCACACAGUCAUAUCGUUGAGGCAAAGGAUAUGAAAAACGAGACAAUCGGCGGGAAAGUAAUGUUUUUUGGAGAGUACAACUUCACUGGAUUAGAGGUUGAGACGGACUAUAUUCCAUCAGUGAUUCCCGUCGAAAGAUCGUCGGAUAGACGCUGCUUGUGCCCAACGCAGAAUGAAAAUCCGUACGACAAUCAAAUUGUGUGCAGUUGUAUUGCAGCUGAUUGGAAAAAAGUUCGCUUGGCCAGAAUCGACAAAUUACCCAGUUCACCUUGUCCUGAAUGCGUCAAAAAUGGAACACUUGACAAUAAACCACCGAAAAGUGAUCACAAGACUCUUUCUGUAUUGAUUGUUGUGGCUGUACUGGCAUUGAUCCUUCUUGUUCUUGUUUAUUAUCUUUUCGUCUUUUACAGAAGACAACGAAGACGUGGAAAAGCUCUGCGAUUUCAUUUCAAAAAUGUUGACAACAAUGUUAUUGGAACCGCUGAACCAAAUCAACCGCUUAUCUAUAAUUCUUGUCUCUCUGUGUUGAUCGUUUAUUCACAUGAUUGUGCUUUUCACGAAGCAGCAAUCCAUGCUUUUGCUGAAGUACUUCGAGAUACUUUUGGACUUCAAGUACAUAUCGAUCAAUGGGAUCAAGAAGCGAUCGAAGAGAAUGUCAACACUUAUAUAAACUCGAGUAUUGUCAAAGCUGAUAAGGUGAUAAUCGUGAAUUCGAUUGGCGCGUAUAUGCGAACAAAAGCAAGACACCAAAAAAUGGAACCUCUUGAAAGGAUUCCCCAAGGACCGCUUGAUCGACUAUUUGAUCUGCAAAUUGAUUUAGCGUUACAACAUGCUCGAGUGAUAUCCGUUCGUUUCCCGUACACUCAAUCAUCAUGUACACUGUAUGCAUUAUCACCGCUGCUACAGUACACAAUUCCCGAUAAUCUUGGCCUCUUGGUUUCAUCGUUGACCGAAUGCACUCUAAGAUCGGAUCCGCGUCUUUCCGAAAGUGAUCCAUCAUGGUUCGAGAAAAGUCAUCAUCGGAUUCAGCCAUAUUCGAUUACGAUGGAAAUGAAUCGAUUCAAUGAUUCGGGUCUUGGAGAUACAUUUAACAGUGAAAGAAAUAAAGCCCAAAUCAAUGGAAUGAGUAUAGAAGAAGUGGCGAAAGAAACGGAAACGACGUCACUUCUCAGCGAGCAACAAGCGAAUGUUCAUGAGGUGAUACCGGAGGAGCCAUCUGGUUGCUCAACGCCUCGACACGAGAUAUCGGAUUCAGCCUAUUUAUCGGGAAGAAUCGAUUCAGUGAUACCGACAGCGUGUACAUCGGAUGCAGAUAAUCGAUCAUCGGGAUCGGAUCGACCUGAUGAUCCAAUCAUUUCAUUGGAGAAUUCUUCAAAAAAGACGGUGCUUCAAAAUGUUCCUUUAUCGAUGAAUGGAGAGAGAAUAGAAAACAUCGAAGCAGGGAAGAAAUUGAGGGAAAUCAGCGGGAAAGAUCCAGGAGGAGACUCGGGAAUGAUCACAUCAGAAUUCCAUUCAACAAUUCUUCAA
Molecule: messenger RNA, 2250 nt
Organism: Mesorhabditis belari
Lineage: Eukaryota; Metazoa; Nematoda; Chromadorea; Rhabditida; Rhabditidae
Source: the annotation of a GenBank genome assembly